AUGACCAACAAACCCGUCAAUGCGAAUGAUGAAGAUAUCGUAGACGGAAUGGUUGACGCUGGAAAACCACUCACCCACCCGACGUCCAUGUCAUAUAGUCUUCAGCGGAUCCGACUGGGCGAAUUAUGCCGCGAAAUCACGGAUAGUGCUCCCUUUGGAAUCUCCGAUCCCGGAAUACCAGACUAUGAACACACUAAGCAAAUCGAUAGCAAGAUUUGUGACUUUGCCAAGAGUCUUCCCUCGUUCUUUUCUUUGUCCUACAACUCGACUGAGUUGCCCAAGGCCGACUCUUGGAAAUCGACCGGAUUAAUUGCACAACGAUACAUUAUCAAUUUCCUGCUUCAUGCCCAGAGAUGCAGAUUACACUUGCCCUACCUGUCACGAGCAUUUAAGGAUCCAGCCUACAAUUACUCGCGGAUAGCCUGUCUGGAGGCAGCUCGGAUGGUCAUUCGAACCGAACGCCAAAUCUCGCUAGAGACAAUUCCCUUUGUAUUGGCGAGGUUGAAGUUCUCGGGCAUGCUACAUUGUAUCUGUGUGGCAAUUAUUGUUCUUCUCAUAGACUUUUGUGGAAGCAAUUCUCAGCAGGAAGAAGAAAAAGUGGACCGAGCAGAGCUUUUGCAAGCUUUUAGGAUUUUGGAGGACGCCAAAGGACAGUCUCCUUUCGCAGAAAGGCUGCUGGAAUCUUUCAAGAUGGUUCUCCGCCGGCACAAUGCUUCGGGUUCAGCAGUCGAUCAUAAUACGACACGAUCAUCCGACCAGGGAAGUUCACAUUCGGCGGGCAUUGUCGGCGGCUCUAACACACCUACCAACAUGGUAGGAUGGGCAGGAACAAACACCGAUAAUUUCCCAAUGGACCCCACACAGCCUGGUCUCGAUGACCUCUGGCAGGUAUUUGAUAACAAUAUGGACUCUGCAAUGGUGGACUGGAACACUUUCUUUGCGGAGUUGGACCCUUCUUUUUUGUCUACACCAUGUAUGAAGUAG
Penicillium paradoxum is the source of this 984-nucleotide messenger RNA. Its product is annotated as fungal specific transcription factor domain-containing protein. The transcript has a single exon. The record is from RefSeq and is a predicted model, not a curated record. NCBI's taxonomy places the organism in Eukaryota, Fungi, Ascomycota, Eurotiomycetes, Eurotiales, Aspergillaceae. Bases 1 to 984 code for a protein of 327 amino acids.